UAGCUAAAGUUUAAGGUUAUUAUUAAUGACUGUCGCGUCCUGGUCGCUGGGAGCAGGGCGAUUAAAGCCCAUACUAUUGUUAUUGUAAUGAUCGCAUUGUGCAUAUCAAUAUAAAGUGACGGCCAUAUUUGCCGGCUGCCGCUGUGCUGUAAACAAAAAGUGUCGGAGGAGACGGAGACGCUUCAGCGCUUUCAGGACGCUUUCAUUUCUUCUGUUUAUAAUGUCUCUGGGAAUGUCUUACAAACCCAACGUCCAUAAACACGUUCCGGGAACUUCCGUGAAUCAAGCAUCUGCACAUUCGCAGUCUCCGACCUUAGCUACACUGCAGUCUUUCGGGCCUGUCGUGAGUGACUUUGGAACACCAUCUUUGGGGAUUCCCCAGAGCACCAUCGGAACACAAGUGCCUCAAAACAAAUAUUCUGAGCUGUUGGGCAUCAUUGAAGAGCUGGGAAAGGAAAUCAGACCAACCUAUGCUGGGAGCAAAACAGCCAUGGAAAGGCUAAAACGUGGGAUCAUUCAUGCCAGAGGUUUAGUGAGAGAGUGCCUGGCAGAAACUGAAAGAAAUGUAAGAUCCUGAAGGCCAGCUCAAAUGUUUCAUCAGAUGCAAGCCAGGGUUCCAUUCCCCAGAAGCUACAGCUGCGAAAGACAAUGUACCAACAUGCAAAAAUAAUUUUCCCAUACUACUCUGGCAGAACACCAAACUGGCCUCUUAUCACACAUGAUACAAGAUUUUGUAACAUUAUAUGAAAAAUAAAAAGCAAAAACUUGAAACUGUA
This is a messenger RNA of Astyanax mexicanus (Mexican tetra), 776 nucleotides long. RefSeq names its product cyclin-dependent kinase 2-associated protein 1. Gene Ontology annotation, cellular component: cytoplasm; nucleus. The record is from RefSeq and is a predicted model, not a curated record. Lineage: Eukaryota; Metazoa; Chordata; Actinopteri; Characiformes; Acestrorhamphidae. The transcript has 4 exons. The coding region runs from base 221 to 577 and encodes 118 amino acids.